CAUUAGGAGAAUGGACCAUAAGUCUCAUUGUACUGUAUAAACAUCUGAAAAUCAAAGUGUGGUAUAUGGUUUUGGUCUGGUCUCAUUUUAUAAAAAUAGUGGAUACUUAGGCAUGGUCAUCCGGUGUAAUGUUGAACUAGAUUGAUUUUAAAUUGAUCCAUCCAUGGCCUUGUAACAUGGAUAUCUUUCUACAUGGUGUUUAAAAGAGUUUGAUAAUGGGGAACAAACACACAACAUCCAAGAAGGAUGUGGAAUUUCCUGGUGAAAUAAGAGGAAGGAGCAGAUCCUUCACAGGAUUUUCUUCAAAAUUUCGUCGAAAAAGUAAAAGUCCAACACGAGAACGCAGCUCAUCUGUUUCAGAGCGUCCAAAAAGAGGAAGCUUAAAAUCUAGUCAAAAUAGUGAUGCUUAUUCUGGUCAGAAUGGUCAUACAAAAUUGUCAAAAACUAAUUCACUGCCUGUGGACGGUUCAAGUAAACCUGUUACUCUUAUUUGGAAUAAAAAGUCUGCCAAGGAAGACAAAAAUGAUUCUUCCACUUCAAUAUCUACCUCAGCUCCAUCUAGAUCUCGAUAUAUGCCUCAUCACCAUAAUUCAUCAACAAUCACAUUUUUGGAGGGGAAAGAUACACUUGGGCGGGACACAAUUCGUAAAAGUUUUACACAACAGGAGAUGGACGAAUCUCCAAGGUCUACAGCCAAAAGAAUGAGACAACUCACCAAUGUUAUAUAUGGAGAUAAAUUAGCUAAUCUUUCUCUACGCAGAGGACUUGCAAUACAAAAUCGUGACAUGUCUUUGUCACAAGCAAGCCUGUCAAAGAUCUCAAUGAAGUCUAGGUCACUUCAUAGUUUACUGUCAACAGAUUAUGAGAAUGCUGAAUUUGAGGACAAUUUUUGUGAAAAAAGUUCAAAACAACCAGAUUUUCACCAAAGUAAUGAUUUCUAUUUUAUGCGACCAAGAACAGGAUCUGCUCCAGCAAGUGAAUUGACACAGAAAGGAAAAAUGGCUAUGGGAGCAGGUGACGUUCAGAGAAGAAAAAUAUCUCAUCAAAUGCCAUUAGAAAGUACUCCUAAAGAAUUAGUUAGAAAUUCAGCAUCAUAUGAGAAGGUUAAUCGAAGGUCUCCUGAAGAGGUUAUACAAGCCAGAAGAAUGCUUGUAUUUAGAGCUCUGAAAACUGAAGAUGGGGUUGUUUCCCCUGAUAAUUCUAAAAUACAAAAUGAAAUUGCAAAUAACGGAGGUCAUGUUUCACCAACAAAGAAUCUUAGAAAUGUAGGUGUAAGGCAACAAUCUCCCACAAAGGAGUGGGUUAAUUCAGCAGAAUAUUAUAAACAAGAUUCACACAAUCAUGACAUGUAUGGCAACAGACUAGAGUCACCUAAUUAUGCUGUGUGUAGCAAUAGCUCAGACAGUGGCUCAGUUCUACGCAAUGACUUGAUUCAUUAUGCUGCAGGAAAUAGCUCUGAGGCUUUAUUUGAUAACAGAUCUGUCUCACCUGGCAAUAGGUCAAGGUCACCAGGAAAAAGGUCAUCAUCACCUAUUAAUAAUGAACAAAGAGCAAUAUAUUCACAAAUUGUUUGUACCAAGAACUUGAAGAAGUCACCGGUUAAGGAGGAUCAAAAUUCUAGAACUCUAGAAAAGAACCGAAAUCCAAAAACACCAACCAAAAAUGUACUGCCAAAUAUUGAUGAAUACAAAGUUUUGAGUUCAAAUAUAGCCAAAGGUGAUUACUGGGGAUCUUAUGAAACUUUAACAAGAAAAGCAAAAAGUGAUGAUGAAUUUAUUGAUCAAGAAAAUUAUCUUAUGAGAGAGAGGAGUCAUAGCUUCUCUUUGUCUUCACCUAAGCCAGGUUUUCGAAAAGAGAAGAGGAUUGAAAAAUCUUUUUAUGAUGGUGUGUGCAUUUCGCCAAUAAUGGACUAUGAGCAGUCUCCAAGAUUACGUACAAGAAGAAAUAGUUGGUCAGUUCUCCAUGAAAAGCAUAAUAUCACUCCAAGGACAAAGGGUCACCAAUCUAUGAAUAGAUUAUGGAGUUACAGUGUAACAUCACUAUCUGACAUGAGUUCAGAACUUUCGGGAAGUUACUCACAAAGGUUUUUUGAUGACAGAUUUAAUAGAGAGACUGAUUUGGGCCUAAUUGAUCAGUUGAAUAUGGAUAGUGAUACAGGUGGAGUUUGUCCCAUAUGUCACAUGCCAUUUGACAAAGGAAAGAAAAGGAGAUUAAUUGAUGCUUGUGGACAUGAACGUUGUUACAUGUGCAUGUUUAACCAUGACACAUGCCCUCUUUGUGAUAAAAAUUUUGUUAAUAGAACCCAAGCAAAUAAUUUAUUACAAAGCAGUGAUUCCUCGUCACAGCGACCAAAAUUAAAAACCAAUGGACAUUUUAAACCCAAGAUGCAGACUUCACAACCAUACAGAUACAGCAGUCAUCAGGGACCAGUGGAUUCAGUGACCCAGACAACACCCAAACUACAUGUAUGCCAGACAAGCAAUCAACAACAGCAGCCAUCAACUAAUCUUCCAGUCACACCAACUAAACCAAGAUUUUUCCAGCCAAUAUGUGCAAGUCCAACACCACCAAUACCACCACCUCCAAAAAAUUACACGGUAGAUUAUAAACAUGCCAAAUAUUAUAGUAGUGACUCUGCAAUUGGCUCUCCUGACCUCAGUGGCAACAGUAUCACCAUGACAACGAAUGACGACCUUGAUGAGCUUUCCAAGUUAGAUCAGUUGGGACUAAACUUGCAUGCACCCCAUGCUGGGAAACAUAGUCCCCCUCCUCCACCACCAGAUGUUGCUCAAAAUGAUCUGAUGAUGAGACUAGGCUUGUUACUAGGAGAAAGAGUACCUAGUAGUGAACAGGACCAGUUGACACCAAUCUGUCAAUCAGGGAACCAGACUGAAGAGACAUUUACCAGUGUGUCUUCAUUAGGCAGCUUUGAUGCUACACCAGAUAGGGGGAUUUCAGAUUCAAGUCCAUUAUCUACUUUGACAGCUUCAUCUGGCAGUGAAAGAGCCUCAUCAGGAAUACAUAUGGGAUGUGGAUCUCUUUUCCCCUCCAAUCGGGAUCCUAGUGCAGACAGUGUUAAUUCCCUGAUGUCUAAUAGUUCUAGUCAUGGAAUCAGUCCACAGUCAACUACACAGAGACCACACUCAAUUACUACCUCACAGCCAGGUCAGAUUGAAGAUCUAGGAUUGUUUGGUAAAAGACAGUCACCAAUGAGAAGAUCAGCCCGAGCUGCUGUUAGUCAUCAUCAAGACAGUCGGGGCUCUCGUAUGUUGAGAAUCAAACCAACACAGCUUCACUUGUAUCCAAUCAACUUUGAGUUACCACAUCCUGAAGGCAAACCUAUUUUCGUUGGUAGAGAAUGGCUGUUCAAAGAAAUGGAAAUGGCAUUGAAUAGUGAACCCACUUCAGACCAGCCAAGAGGUGUUGUAAUCUCAGGAGGUAUUGGUGCUGGUAAAACUGCCAUCUUGGAGCAGUUAAUAGACUGUAGUUGUUUUGGCGAUGGAAGAAGUGGACUUGUAGAAGGAUCCAGUCACAGACUUCACCAAGAUAGAUUUCACUCUAAUGGGAUAAACUACAGUCCAACUUCCACACUCAACAGUUCUCCACAUUCCCAUCUAAGUGCUUCUUGUGGUAAUAUGUCGUAUGAUGCACUGCGUAGCCUGGGAUCACAAGUUGUAGCAUACCAUUUUUGUCAGGCCGACAAUAAUGUGACAUGUCUAGUUCCAGAAUUUGUACAUAGUCUAGCUGCUAGGCUUUGUUUAGUACCACAGUUGUCCUCAUACAGAGAACUGCUGCUUCAGGAUACACAGUUACAAGAUGUGUUGAGCCUUAAAGAAUGCAUCAAAAAUCCUUCCCUUUCUUUCAUAAAGGGAAUUGUUGGACCAUUACAAAAUUUAAAGGAGACUGGAAAAAUUCAUUCAGAUAGUUGUAUAAUUUUAGUGGACUCUUUAAAUGAAGCAGAAUUUCAUAAACCGGAUUACGGUGAUACAAUUGCUUCCUUUUUAUCACAUCACCUGGAUGAUUUCCCUAUGUGGCUUAAAUUAGUGGUUACUGUGCAGACAGUCUUAUUAGAUAUAACAAAGUCUCUGCCAUUCCAACAGAUCUGUAUUGACAGGGAUCCAGAAAACCAGUACAUUGCUGCUGAUCUUCAGGAUUAUGUUAAUCAUCGUCUAGAAACCAGUCCAAGUGUGAAAAACAAUAUUGCCUUAAAUGGUCGAUUGGAAGCAGCAACACAAGUUAAAUUUUGUAACCAUUUACAAACAUUGAGUAAAGGUUCUUUCUUAUUCUGCAAAUGGACAUUGGAUCUUAUUGAACAAGGUCACUUGGUGCUAAAAAGUUCUAAUUACAAGAUAUUGCCAAUGAAUAUAUCAGAAGUGUUUUUAUUGCAUUUCAACAUUAAAUUUCCAAGUGUGAGGUCUUUCGAGAAAGUUUCACCAAUUUUAGGUGUAUGUCUUGCAACUUUAUAUCCUCUUAAAAAAGAGGAAAUAUUUGAAACAAUUAAUUCUGGAUAUACACAGAGGUACAUUUCUUGGGAGGAUUUUAGUCAUAGACUUGAAGUACUGUCAAAAUUCAUUCAUAGAAGGAAGGAUGAAACAUACAUGUUUUUCCAUCCAGCAUUCAGGGAGUGGUUAAUACGACGUGAUGAUUCUGAUAAUCCUAAAUUUCUUUGUGAUCUAAGAAAUGGCCAUGCUUUAAUGGCAUUUAAAUAUUCUCGAGUAGACGCUCCUCUCCUCUCAGACAAGACAAUAGAACUGGGACAUCAUAUUUUAAAAGCACAUAUUUACAAAAACAUUAGCAAACAGCGAGGAUAUUCAUCACGUGAUAUGCAGGCAUACUGGAUGGCUCUUAGUUCAGAUAACUUGAAUGCUGCCCUAGCUUGUCAUAGGAAUCUGUUUUCUCCAAAUGUUAAGGUCAGUCGAUUGAUUUUAUUGUCUGGAGCCAACCCAAACACUCGAUGUAACCAGUUGAACCAUGCACCAGUCUUAGGAGUAGCCGCCAAAGAAGGAUUUGCUGAUGCAGUGGCGUUACUGUUAGAAUUUAAUGCUAGUGUAGAUGCAGUCAAUGAUCAAGGAAUGUCUGCUCUGUGUUUUGCAGCAGCAGAAGGUCAUAUUGAUGUCAUCAAAAUGUUGUGUAGGAAAAAUGCAAGACUGUCUCAUGUGGACAAUUGUGGACAGUGUCCUGCAGUCCAUGCAGCACUGAAUGGUCAUCUUGAUGCUUUAGCCUAUCUCCUGCAAUGUGAUUGGUCAUCCUACGAUGGACAGCUGAUAAAAGUUGAGGCUAUGCAACAGGCCUUAGUGGCUGGAGCAGCCAUGGGACAUAUAGAUAUUUGUGAAUACCUGUUGCAGACAAACAGUCAUUCAGUUGAAGGUUUUGGGAUAAAUAGCUUAGACACUUUAUUUGGCGAUACACCCCUUACAGCCUCUUGUGCACAUGGCCACCAUGACAUGGCCAGCUGGUUAAUAGACCAAGGUGCCAAUCCUAGUCAACCUAAUGGUAAAAGUUUUACGCCACUAUUGUGUGCUGUGGAUUCAGGAAAGUGGGAUGUGGCUGACCUUCUUUUAGGUGUUGGUGUUGAUAUAGAACAGGUUGACAAGUAUGGACGAACACCACUGAUGAUAGCUGCUUAUAAAGGACACAUUGGUGUGGUAGAGAUGUUGCUUGCUAGAGGAGCAUCAGUAGAAUCAGUAGACAAAGAGGGACUAACAUCCCUGGCGUGGGGAUGUCUGAAGGGACACCUACACAUUAUUCAGACUUUACAGGAGAGAGGAUCAAAUCUACACCAUACUGAUAGGUGUGGGCGGUCACCAUUACAGCUGGCAGCCUUCCAUGGAGAUUCACAUGUUGUCCAAUAUUUGAUAGACCAAGGAGCCAAUAUUGAGCAUGAAGACCUAAAUGGAAUGAGAGCCUUAGAUAGAGCAAUUGAUAGACGGAAUACAUCUGUUGUUGUUAGCUUUCUGAGAAAAGGAGCCAAGUUAGGUCAUACGACAUGGGCAGUGGCUGCAGGGAAACCUGAUGUCAUGUUGUUAUUGCUCAACAAGCUCAUGGAAGAUGGAAAUAUUCUCUAUAAGAAAAACCGUAUAAAAGAGGCAGCCCAGAGAUACCAGUAUGCCUUAAAGAAGUUCCCAGAAGGGGGUGAAUGUGAUGAUACCAAAACAUUUAAAGAACUUCGUCUUAAUUUACUGCUGAACUUGUCCAGGUGUAAACGUAAAGUAAAUGACUAUGAAGGUGCCAUAGAACUUGCCACAAAAGCCUUGGACAUAAAAGCCAAUAGUUUUGAGGCCUUUUAUGCUCGAGCACGUGCUAAGAGGGAUAACAGGCAAGGUGCUUCAGCCUUAGACGACUUAAAAGAAGCAUUAAAGCUUGCACCAAACAACCGUGAACUUCAAAGACUACUGAUGAGAGUUCGUGAUGAAUGUCGAGAUCAAGCUCGAUAUGAAAACAUCCAAGGAAGCCAUCAGAGUUUGAACGAUCAAGAAAGAAGGAGAGAAGAAACUGCAUUAUAGGAAAAAAAUUGUUUAGUUAUAAACAUUCCUUAUAAUAUUUAAGUGAUAAAGAUUUGUUUUCAGCAUCGUAAGCUUUUCUGAUAUAGUUAUAGUGUAACAUAACUAGCACUGAUUAAUACAGAAACAGCAAGAUAAACUUGAAGGAAAUAUUCAUAAAAAGAUUGACAUUGUGAAAGGCACAUUUAAUUUAUAUAGGACUGCGAAAAUAUUUUUGGGGUUUGUAUAAUGCUAUGAUUGUGUCUUCUGUGUCAGCUUCUUCCAAUGACACAUUUCGUUUCCGGAUAUUAACUUUAGUUAAAGUCUAUGCAUCUCUUAGAAAUUUUACAAGAAAGUUCCAUACCACAAAAGAAAGGUUGGGAUUGAUUUUAGGGGUUAUAGGACGAACAGUUAAGGAAUGAGGGGUCCAAAAGGAGAGAACAUAUUUUAAAUUUUUGUAAAAAGUUUCAAGAAGAAUCUUCAAUUUCACAGUAUUGCACAACAGAUUUUUAAGAUAUUUGACCCCAUUUAUUUUGUGUCCAAACUUGCCCCAACUGUUCAGGGUUUUCGACCUCUGCAGUUGUAUCAGUCUGCGCUCAGCGAAGCAUUUGAUUUAAUUUGUUUACUACGAAAACUGACAUAUUCUAAAAAAAAAAACUCAACUUUGAAACAAAUUAAGUCUUGCAGUUUUAUAUUUUUCUUAAUUUAAACUUGCUUUAGAAUAACUAAUCUAAGAAAAAAUAAAUAUGAAAAUAUUUCGACAAGUGACUGGACAUAACAUGUAUUCAGAAAUUCAUUUAGCACACGAGUUAAUUAUCAAUGUUGUAGGUUCACAAGUUGAAUUUCUAUGAAGUUUUGAAGCAAAGUUAUCUACAACAUUGUGACAACAUUAAUUGUUUAUGACAUCAGAGGAGUGAAACUAUUGCUUUUUAAUUUUACUUGUAAAUUACAGUAAUUGAUUGCAAUGAAUGUAAUGAUAACAUUAUUGAUUAGAAGAGAAAUCUGUGGGUGAGGACACUCUUAUUUUGUUGACAAGCUAUUGCCUGUAAAUAGUUCAAACGCUCUAGAAGUAAUAAGUAGACAUUUUAGUUCUUAAUUUCAUUGGUGCAGCUUUAUCCAGCUUAUUUAUUGUUUUAUGUCAUAGUGUAUUGUUUUAUUUAAUCUUAUAAAUUAUUUUUUUUCAAGAUAUUAUUAUUUACAAUUCUCAACAGUCGACGAAAUAAUGUCAAACUUAAGUUUUACAUUGAUCAGUCUUGGAUACAGAAAUGUCAACUUUCAUGAUCAUACAUCACUUUUUAAAAUAGAUUUUGUUAUUAUUUACUCUCCCUUUGGUAUAUGAAUAUUAGUAAAUGCCUUGCCUAAAAAAGAUAUCUUGUAAAGAGAUGUUGAUCACAAAAGAUGCAUGACAUAUCAUUUCCAGAAAGUCUUAUCUCAAAGAUUUUAUUUAAAAUGACAUGGUUAAUAUAACAGUUGCAUCACAUAUGACAUUUCUGCUUUCAUCUAUUUUCAUGAAACUUGUAUGCAAUAUUAAAUCUCUCUUAGAAAUCUCAAUUUUGAUUUUUUUCAGUUUGUCAUUUCAGAGUUAAGGGAACUUUAUUUAAGGCAGUCUUUCACUCAAGUAUAUGUAUGUUUGAAAUAAUUUACUUCAACUUUAUAUUGUUGUUGGGAUUGAUGAUUUUCAGCUCAGCUGUUUAUAACUGAUUGUUUGAUGUCUUUUUUAAGUCAGCAUUUUAUUAAUUUAUUUUUAAUUGUGAUAUGUCAGUUUAUUUAUAUAAUUUAAAGGUUUAAAACCAGAUUUUAAAAACAUUGGAAAGAUCUUGUUCAUAUAAGAUAUAUAAAAUAUUUGGAUAAUGCACUAGAUAAAAUCAAAUGCAAUCUUAAUUUGCUUUUCAGUGUCUUAAAUUUUUAUUUUCUAUACAUUUUACAUCCAUGUGACUUUAUUGUUCAUACCUUUAAUUGAUAUUCUGUUAUGUUAUUGUAAGUUGACAUGUUUGAAAGUUGUAUAAUUAUGAAAACAAGGUGUAAUUUUGAUUGUUAAUUGAAGUUAUAAAUAUUGUGGAGAACAAAGUUUUAGUGGAAAAAAUAUUUUUCUGUAAGAUGAGUAUUUUUUGGUUGGAAGUAAAAUUGCUUUGAAACAAA
This is a messenger RNA of Mytilus trossulus (common blue mussel), 8618 nucleotides long. RefSeq names its product protein TANC1-like. NCBI's taxonomy places the organism in Eukaryota, Metazoa, Mollusca, Bivalvia, Mytilida, Mytilidae. The transcript is spliced from 19 exons. Gene Ontology annotation, molecular function: protein binding. The coding region runs from base 216 to 6503 and encodes 2095 amino acids. The record is from RefSeq and is a predicted model, not a curated record.